Messenger RNA from Vicia villosa (hairy vetch), 1495 nucleotides. RefSeq names its product vestitone reductase-like. Lineage: Eukaryota; Viridiplantae; Streptophyta; Magnoliopsida; Fabales; Fabaceae. Bases 71 to 1057 code for a protein of 328 amino acids. Gene Ontology annotation, molecular function: oxidoreductase activity, acting on the CH-OH group of donors, NAD or NADP as acceptor. The record is from RefSeq and is a predicted model, not a curated record. The transcript is spliced from 2 exons.
UUGUAUGUGACCAUCAAAAUUCAAACAGAACCAACAAAAACAUUUAUACAGAACUAACAAAAGUGUGAUAAUGGCAGAAGGAAAAGGAAGAGUUUGUGUAACAGGAGGUACAGGUUUUCUUGGUUCAUGGAUCAUCAAGAGUCUCCUUGAAAAUGGUUACUCUGUUAAUACCACUGUUAGAGCUGAUCCAGAGAAAAAGAGAGAUCUCAGCUUUCUCACAAAUCUCCCAGGAGCAUCCGAGAAACUAAAAAUUUUCAUUGCUGAUCUUGCCGAACCUGAAAGUUUCAACGAGGCAAUCGAAGGGUGCGUUGCAAUAUUCCACACCGCCGCUUCGGUUGAUUUUGAAGAGAAAGAACCAGAAGAAAUAGUGACAAAAAGAAGCAUUGAAGGAGCUUUAGGAAUUCUAAAAGCAUGCAAAAACUCUAAGACGGUGAAGAGAGUGGUUUACACUUCAAGUGCUUCUGCUGUUUACUGUCAAGACAAAGAAAAAGCAAAAGAUGUUAUGGACGAAAGUUAUUGGAGUGAUAUAGACAUUCUUAGAAAUCAUAAACCAUUUGGUUGGGCUUAUUCGGUUUCUAAGACACAAGCUGAGAAAUCUGUUCUUGAGUAUGGAGAACAAAAUGGGCUGGAUAUUGUGACUAUUAUACCAACUAUUAUUGUUGGACCCUUCAUUUGCCCUAAGCUUCCUACCUCUGUUUAUGGUACACUGCCUUACUUAUUCGGUAAUACCGACAGCAGUCCAAUAUCUCGUUUCCAUAUGGUGCAUGUUGAUGAUGUUGCACAAGCACAUAUAUUCUUACUUGAACAUCCUAAUCCAAAAGGGAGAUACAAUUGUUCACCAUUUCUUGCAACUGUCGAGGAAGUAGUUGACAUUGUUUCUUCAAAGCAUCCUGAAUUUCAAAUUCCAAAUUCAAAAUUGCUUGAGGGACCUAAAGGUCUUGAGCUUCCACAUUUAACAUCAAAAAAACUGACUGAUGCUGGAUUUGAAUUCAAGCAUAGUAUUGAGGAAAUGUUUGAGGAUGCGAUUCAAAGUUGCAAAGAAAAGGGGUUUUUUUGAACCAUGAGUUUAACGAGAUGAUUAAUCAUAGCUAAUAAAUAAGAUGUCAUUGGACAUGACUUAAUAUUUGUGUCUUUUAGUAUUUGAGUUGUAGCUGUCUCCUCGGAUGGGCGGUGCUUCGUAGAAUCGAUGUUUCUCCAGAGUUUGUUCUCCUUUUCAAGACUCCCAUGGCGGCAGUUUGGGUGUUAAUUGCUUUCUUUUGUCCCUUUUUGUUGUACUUAAACAUUUUCCUGUUUUUAUUGUUGUUACUGUCUGUUUUUUAUAUUUGGCACUGUUUGUACUAGUCUGAAUAUGUGUCUGUUGUUGUAAGGUUGGAAAUUUUUUUUGAACAUAUAUGAUUAAUGUGUUCAAAUAUGUGAUAAUACCAUUAUGGUAAAAGAUUAAUAAAAAGUCAAAAAAUAUAGUUCAAUCAAUGGGCAAAUGAUUUGAUUUAAAAUA